Messenger RNA from Gadus chalcogrammus (walleye pollock), 3528 nucleotides. Its product is annotated as ras-related protein Rab-14-like. NCBI's taxonomy places the organism in Eukaryota, Metazoa, Chordata, Actinopteri, Gadiformes, Gadidae. The record is from RefSeq and is a predicted model, not a curated record. Gene Ontology annotation, cellular component: Golgi apparatus; phagocytic vesicle; trans-Golgi network. The transcript has 8 exons. Gene Ontology annotation, biological process: phagosome maturation; defense response to bacterium; Golgi to endosome transport. Bases 154 to 801 code for a protein of 215 amino acids. Gene Ontology annotation, molecular function: GTPase activity; GTP binding.
CGUCACCGCUGGCGUCACAGAGGAGGAAGAAUUGCGGAACUAGGAGGUUUACCGACCGAUAGCCAAGCUAACUAGCUCACUCAUCUAGCUAUUUAUCUCACCUCGAAAUACCAAUUCUCCCCGUUAGGUAGCCACUCAAACUCAAGGACCAAGAUGACAGCCGCACCUUACAACUACUCGUACAUCUUUAAGUACAUCAUCAUCGGUGAUAUGGGAGUUGGGAAGUCUUGCCUCCUGCAUCAAUUCACUGAGAAGAAAUUCAUGGCGGACUGCCCCCACACCAUCGGGGUGGAGUUCGGGACGAGGAUCAUGGAGGUGAACGGCCAGAAGGUGAAGCUGCAGAUCUGGGACACGGCGGGACAGGAGCGGUUCAGGGCUGUCACCCGCUCCUACUACCGGGGGGCUGCCGGGGCCCUGAUGGUCUACGACAUCACAAGGAGAAGUACUUAUAAUCAUCUGAGCAGCUGGUUGACGGAUGCCAGGAACCUGACCAACCCAAACACAGUCAUCAUUCUGAUCGGCAACAAGGCAGACCUGGAGGCCCAGAGAGACGUUACGUAUGAGGAGGCCAAGCAGUUUGCGGAGGAGAAUGGGCUGUUGUUCCUGGAAGCCAGCGCAAAGACAGGGGAGAACGUGGAGGAGGCGUUCCUAGAAGCAGCCAAGCGGAUCUACCAGAACAUCCAGGACGGCAGCCUGGACCUGAACGCCGCAGAAUCCGGGGUGCAGCACAAGCCCUCAGUGCCCCAGGGCGGCCGGCUCAACUCAGACACACAGCCCGCCAAGGAGGGCUGCAGCUGCUAAUCUAACACACUACACAUGCACCGACACACAAACACAAAUGUCUCAUUUACACAGGUAAAAAGAAAUCUCAAUUUACUGUCUUAUAUAGACUCCUGCUCCCCCCACACACACUUGCUCUGUAAUUUAACACAGCCUGUUAGCCUUUUAAAUCUCUUAAUUGAUUUAAGUUAUUGAUUUUUCUAGUCCAGACCAAUGAUUUGACCCGUUCAUCAGAAUAGGCCCCACACCUGAAGGAUGAAGAGGGUAGACGAUGAAGGAUUCGUUGAUCGGGUAACCAGUGAAGUUAGUUAUUUAGGGCACAUUGUGACUCAUCACAGCAUAGAAACAGCUGAACUAUGUAUUUGUACUGUUUCCCAGAGCUUCAAUGUCCCCCAGGGUGGCUGCUGAUUCUAUGCUAACGACCCACUGCUCUGGUAGGCUGACUUAAGACUCCCAGCAGGUGACCAGGGCCAACUGCCUCCCUUUGACAUGUCACGGAGGGCCAGCAAUCUGAAGGACCCUUUUUGUUUUCUAAUCAAGUAAACUCGGCACUAGUGAUCUGAGGGUUGGCCUUCAUCUAUCCCAUCAGUUUCCAACUGUUCUACCUGUGACUUAUGAUUAGCGUUCUGCUCCCAUGUGAGGCAGCGAGUGCAUACGGUCAUGGCUUAGAACCAGGACAGGUAGAUUAUGAGCUCUCUGUCCGGCAGGGCUGGCUCGGUUUCGGACAUGCGUUGCAAUGCCUCAACCAGGUCUGUGUGUCUGUGUGUGUGUGUGUGUGUGUGUGUGUGUGUGUGUGUGUGUGUGUGUGUUGUGUGUGUGUGUGUGUGUGGGUGUGUGUGUGUGUGUGUGUGUGUGUGUGUGUGUGUGUGUGUGUGUCCAUCAAGUCCGCCCAAUCAACACCCAGUUUUUAUGUUGCAAUGAUUUUUAAGAAUAAUGAGUAUAAUACAACUGAAGUUGGCCGUUGUGCACGAUUUAAGACUAAAUUCCCUAGAUUGAUCCCAGAAUGCCGAUUUUUAUUUAGGUCUACGAGGUGGUAGCUUGGUUCAUCAGGGCCAGCUAUGCAUCGCCCUGAAAAAAAGCAUUUAUUCCUUAAACACAGAAAACCCUCCCUAGAAGACAGUAUCAUCACUCGUUGGCUCGCAACAUGAUUGAGCGGCUGACUACUACUCGUGGCUAUAUUAGUGAUGGAAUACAGGUAGCCGGAGGCAUUCUGUCGCAUAUUCAGCACCUUUUAUUUACCCAUCCUUUAUUUAUCUAGUCAAAAUCCAGACCUGAUUGGUAGGUUGGUCUUUCUUAACCAAAUGCAGUUGGCCACGGGAACAUGUUUAUGUUUCAGUAUGACCGUAAAUUAACAAAUCUUGGUGUCAGAUGUUUGUGUCGCUGAAGGAGAUGUGAUUAACUAAAAACUAACCCAUUCACGCUAGAGCUGAACUACAGUUUAAUUGAUCCACGGGGUAUUUAAUUUACUCCACUGGUUUCUGCAUGUUACCAGGCUAAUCUAAGAGGAUGUUGCUGCUUUAGGGCUUUUCAGAAUAUCGACCAAUAUUGCCUCCUCCAAGCCCCCUGUAGUUGUGGAUUUAAAAAAAAGCAUGUUUCCCUGUAGUGUUGACGUUGACCAUGUGGCUAUGUCAGGUGACUCUUGAUUAUUAAAGUGUGGGUGGCUCCCAGCGUAGCAAACCUGAGUGACAGGACAAGAGAAACAUGGCAGAAACGCCUUGACGGCGAUCCGACAACACUAGAAAACAAAGGUCCCGCCCUCACAGCCUGUCAUGGCUUGUUUACCAGCAGCUCACUACAUGCACACACUUUCAAACACUUUAACAAGAGGUUUAAAACAAAAGAAAACCGACAACCCAAUUCUUCUGACCCGUGUGCACUGUGUAACAGUGUCUGUAGUGUGCACGUUUCUGGAACAUUCUUCGUAAAGUUUCUACCUGAUGUCUUGAUUUUGUUUUGGUCCUGAAGCUGAAAAGUGUUUGAAAAAAGGCAGAAGACUCUCCGCUGAAACGUGCUCUGUACAUUUUCCUUUGAUUUUCUGCAACAGUCGUUUGUCUUUCUGUAAACGCUGCAUAUUAACUUGCUUCUGAUUCUUUCAUAUUUAUAUUCUGUAUGUAACAAGCUGUACCUUUCUAUGUACUACCACUGGAUUCAGCUGAUCUUAUUUGUAAAUAAAGUAUAUAUAUAAAUAUACUUAAACAGUACAAAUAUAUAUGCAUACUGAUCCAAUGAGUUCAAGACCUUGCUUGUAAUUAUGAAGGAAAUAUACCAUGUCUUUAAUCUAGACAUUGAUUAAGACAAGUUGACACUUAACCACUAGGUCACAUUAAGAGGUGUAAAAUAAACAAAUGUGUAUUAUUGAAAUUGGGUUGAUGGCAAAGUUGGGGAAUAAUAUAAUUUAUCUAGAUACAUUGAAAGCAUCCAAAUGAGAUUAACAAACUGCGAUGUGUGUAAUGGUUAAUAUGCAUGUUUAAGUGCAGAUAACAUGGAGCACUAUUUUCCUAUUUUAACCUAGAACUUCAUGAAUGAUAUGAUAGGGGCUAUAUCCUCCACCCACCAUGCUCAGAAUAAAGAAGGAUAAUUUGCACAUCAAUUUAUCUUUAUUUGGGAAAACAUUGAACAAACUGAGCUGCUGGCUAUAUUAGAGAAUUUCCUCUGGGUCAAAACAAAUAUUAUUCAGGUAACUCCUCUACUUGCUCAGGGACUGUGUAUAAAACUCAGCGGGUUUGACGGUCUGAGUCCAAUAUGGCU